This is a messenger RNA of Lampris incognitus (smalleye Pacific opah), 2230 nucleotides long. It is a transcript of the gene ush1c, whose product is annotated as Usher syndrome 1C. Gene Ontology annotation, molecular function: protein binding. Gene Ontology annotation, biological process: inner ear receptor cell stereocilium organization; inner ear morphogenesis; retinal cone cell development. The record is from RefSeq and is a predicted model, not a curated record. Bases 26 to 1690 code for a protein of 554 amino acids. The transcript has 20 exons. Lineage: Eukaryota; Metazoa; Chordata; Actinopteri; Lampriformes; Lampridae. Gene Ontology annotation, cellular component: stereocilia ankle link complex; stereocilium tip; plasma membrane.
GCGGCCAGUGACUUCGUUGUCAAAUAUGGAGCGAAAAGUUGCCCGAGAAUUUAGGCACAAGGUGGAGCUGCUCAUUGACAAUGAAGCAGAGAAGGACUACCUCUAUGAUGUCCUCCGCAUGUAUCACCAGUCUAUGGAUUUGCCAGUACUGGUUGGAGACCUGAAACUGGUGAUCAACGACCCAAAACGAUUGCCGCUGUUCGAUGCCAUCCGACCUCUCAUCCCUCUUAAACACCAGGUGGAGUACGACCUUCUCACUCCCAAGAGAUCACGGAAGCUGAAAGAGGUCCGUUUGGAUCGAACCCACCCUGAGGGGCUGGGUCUGAGCGUCAGAGGAGGGCUGGAGUUUGGCUGUGGUCUCUUUAUAUCACAGAUUAUCAAGGAUGGUCAGGCUGGGACUGUCGGCCUUCAGGUCGGGGAUGAGAUUGUUCGCAUCAAUGGAUACUCCAUCUCCUCCUGCAUCCAUGAGGAGGUUAUCAGCCUCAUCAAAACCAAGAAAACUGUGUCACUCAAAGUCAGGCAUGUGGGGAUGAUCCCAGUAAAAAGUUCAUCCGAGGAGCCCCUCAAGUGGCAAUUUGUGGACCAGUUUGUGUCUGAGUCAGGGGAGAAAAAGAGCAGCAUGGCGGGCUUGGCAUCCAUUGGAGGGAAGGAGAUAAAGGAGAAAAAGGUUUUCCUCAGCCUGGUCGGCACCAAGGGCAUGGGCAUCAGCAUCUCUAGCGGGCCCACCCAGAAACCUGGCAUCUACCUCAGUAAUGUCAAGCCAGGCUCCCUCUCUGCAGAAGUUGGACUUGAGGUUGGCGACCAAAUUGUGGAGGUGAACGGGGUGGAUUUCACCAAUAUGGACCACAAAGAGGCUGUGAGGGUCCUGAAGAGCAGCAGGAGUCUGACCAUCACUGUCCUGACGGGGGCUGGCAGUGAGCUGUUCAUGACUGAUGGGGAGCGUCUCGCGGUGGAGGCUCGCAGAGAGGUUGAGAGACAGGAGCUGAUGCAUCAGAAGAGGGUGGCACUGGAGACCAAUAAAAUCAUCAAAGAACAGCAAGAGAAGGAGAGGCAGAGAAAAAUGGAAAUUUCUCAAAAAGCUGCUGAGGAAGAGGAGCGCUAUCAUCAGGAGAUGGAGAAGAUUGAGGCUGAGGAGCGAAAGCACAACAGACAGUGGGAGGAGGACUGGGGAACCAGAGACAGACCCAAGAGUCCCAAGAGCCCUAAGAGCCCAUCUCCUGUCCCGCCGGGAAUAAAAACACCCCCAACCCCAAAGUCUAAGAGCUCUCCAAGCGGAGCCAGUUCCUUCCCAGAGGAGGAAGGGGAGGAGACAGAAGGAUUUCAGAAAUACGAGGAUGAGUUUGAUCCCCACUCAAUGUUCACCUCAGAUCAAAUAGCUGGGCGAGAUGUGAGACUCCUUAGAAUCAAAAAGGUUGGAAACCUUGACCUGGCUCUGGAGGGGGGUGUAGACUCUCCUUUGGGAAAGCUAGUGAUAUCUGCCGUCUAUGAGGGGGGCUCUGCAGACAAGCAUGGUGGCAUUGUACCAGGGGAUGUGGUUAUGGCUGUGAAUGGGAAGAUCCUUAUUAAUGCCUCGCUGACUGAGGGACAGAACUCCUUAGCUAAAGCCUGGAACAGUGGAGGGGACUGGAUUGACUUAGUGAUAGCAGUGUCCCCUCCGAAGGAAUAUGAGGAUGAGGUGACAUUCUUCUAGUGACCUCACCAACAGCCUGCCAAACAAAUCAGACUGACCAGCAAGCACCUUUGCAGUCUGCAGGACUCUGCUCGGUUCUCAGUUAAACUUCAAUGAUCAAACUUUAGUUAAACAAAUAACCACAAAAUGAUCCUUGCCUAAUAUGUUCAUUGACUGAGACUGGGGUGUGCAAUCCACUGAGGAGGUCUUUUCUUUUGGCUACAUGUCAAAUAUCGGUGAACUUGACAGUGUACACCUGCUAUACAUCCCCACUAUUACUCUCCAUUAUGAUUCCCUAGUCUUCUGAAGGACAGUAUAUUAAUAUCCAUAUACUGGUGUCCUAUAAUCUUUGGACCUUGUCAGCUCCCCGGCAAGACAGAGGCUCUCCCAUUGAAAUAGCGACAUGCUAAUCUGUAACCAAGGAAAUAAAAAUCCCAUCAGAUGUUGUAUCUUUUCUUUCAGUGUUACAACAAAUCCUCAGGUAAAAUGAGAACCCACCAAAAUCACCCGUGUCCCUCUGUAAUCUGCCUUCUCAAUGACCAAUAAAGGGGUUGUUAACAU